AAAAAGUUAAUUCACAAUAGAAUUGGAUAGUGUUAACAUUAAUAAGUAAAAAAAAAAAAACAAAUUAAUUGUUCGAGAAAAAAGUAAAAUCAUGAAUUGGUAUAGUGGUAAUAUUGCUGAGGCUGUGGCAAAAUCCAAGUCCGAAAAUGCAAUAUUUGUCGUUUAUGUUGAAGGCAAAGAUGAGAACUCGGUUAAAUUGUCAAAAUUUAUUGAUGAUCCUAAAAUCAAGGACAAAUUACAAUCUAAGGAUUUUGUGGCAAUCAAAAUUGAAUCCCAAAGUGAAACCUACAUGCAAUUCGCAGCCAUUUACCAGAUCGUGCCAGUGCCUUCGUUGUUUUUCAUUGGUAAAACGGGAACACCCCUUGAUGUUACUACUGGAGUAGUAGCAAGUGUGGAGGAGUUGGAGUCAAAAAUAGUAAAAGUUUUAGAACUUGCAGGCAAGUCACCGAAGACAUCCACUGCGGCUGCUAUGAGUCAAGCGUUUAUAAAUCAAGAAGCAACGGCCAGCACAAGUACUCAGUCCACUGCUAAAGUAAGUCCGGAUGUGGAACAAAAGACAGAGGAGAAGACACAAGAAGAAAAAGAAGUGGACACAAAAACGACUGAAAGCUCGGAAAUUGUGUGUGAAGGAGGCGUUUGCUAUAAAAAACCCAAAGAAACUACAACAACUGACACUGUGGUAGCUGAAGAUGACAAGAAGUCAGAAGAUGAAUCGACUAAAAAAUCUGAAAAGGAAAAAGAAGAAAAAUUGGCUGAAGCAAGAAAAAUAUUGGAACAGAAGAGGAGGGAACGCAUUGAGGAGGAGAAACGUUUGGAAAAGGAACGUGAAUUGGAACGUCGCAAACAGGGAAAAGAUAUGCAGAAUUUACGGGCUUGGCAACGGGAUCAAGAGCUAAAAGAACUGAAAGAUAGCAUAAAACGUGAUCGCCUCGAAGAGCAGGCUGCCCGUGAGAGAAUUCUUGCCCAAAUUGCUGCCGAUAAAGCCGAGAGAGCACAUAAGUUUGCCAAUGACAGCAGUAAUCAAGCUUCAACUUCACAAGCCGCUGCUGCUGCUCCGAAUUCAACCGUACAGCAAAACAAUGUCGCACCACCACCUGUAGCUUCAGAUGAAACUCGUAUACAAUUCCGUUUUGCCAGUGGUGAUGCGAGGACCAAAAACUUCAAGUGUUCGACAACUUUGUCGGAGAUUCAUGAUUUCGUUAAAACUGAACUUCUGCCAGGCACUGGCAUUAAAGACUUUACCCUGGCAACAACAUAUCCCAAGCGGGAAUUCACAGCAGAACACUAUUCCAAGACUAUGAUCGAUCUCGAACUGAUACCAAGUGCAGUUAUUUUAAUAAUCGGCAAAGAAGCCACUGGUCCCAGUGCCAUGAUAGCUAAACAAGGCGGUUUAUUUAAUAUAUUCUACAUGAUUGUUAUGUCAAUACUGAAUCCUGUAUUUUCAUUGUUCACCACUGCUAAGAAUUGGAUCACUGGCAACAGAAAUGGUAACAAUAAUGCACAAGCCACCGGAGCACAGAAGAGAGCCAAUGAGGAACGUGGUGUUCAAGAUGAUAUUGCAAAACGUCGUAACCUUGAUCGAUUUGUGGGAGGUGGCAAUGCUGUUUCUGAUAGCGGCAAUAGCAGAAAUGGCAGCGGCGGAACUUCUGACUCAUCGCCAACACCUUCUUCUCAAGCCUAUCGCCGUUAUGUCACCGGUUCGAAUGUGCACCGCCUUGCAGAUAAUCGCAAGGAUUCCGAUGAUGAAAAUGCCACAUGGAAUGGUAACUCAACACAACAACAAUAAUUCCACUUUGAAAAUGUUUUUUCGAUUUAUUUCUAAAAUUAUUAAUUCCUUUUAAGAAUCUUUUUAUAUAAAAUAUCGAAACCCAUAUUUAUCUUGUAAGUAAUUGGAAACACACCUCUAUAUGUACUGUAUUGUGAAAUUGGUAUUUGUUUUGUUUCUGAAAAAAUUGAUAAACGAAAAAAAAUAUGUGUUUGGGUAUGAACAUUGAAAAUAAAAGCUUUUGUAACUAGUUACAAAUCUAUUUAACAAUACAAUAAAAUAUUCUAUUUGGUAUGUAAGUACAAA
Musca domestica (house fly) is the source of this 2071-nucleotide messenger RNA. RefSeq names its product UBX domain-containing protein 4. The coding region runs from base 92 to 1786 and encodes 564 amino acids. Lineage: Eukaryota; Metazoa; Arthropoda; Insecta; Diptera; Muscidae. Gene Ontology annotation, molecular function: protein binding. The record is from RefSeq and is a predicted model, not a curated record. The transcript is spliced from 3 exons.